Messenger RNA from Pseudophryne corroboree (corroboree frog), 4328 nucleotides. Its product is annotated as zinc finger protein OZF-like. Lineage: Eukaryota; Metazoa; Chordata; Amphibia; Anura; Myobatrachidae. Bases 393 to 1958 code for a protein of 521 amino acids. The transcript is spliced from 6 exons. Gene Ontology annotation, cellular component: nucleus. Gene Ontology annotation, molecular function: RNA polymerase II transcription regulatory region sequence-specific DNA binding; DNA-binding transcription factor activity, RNA polymerase II-specific. The record is from RefSeq and is a predicted model, not a curated record. Gene Ontology annotation, biological process: urogenital system development; embryo development; regulation of transcription by RNA polymerase II.
UGUGCUUUCCUCCUUACUUCCGGUCACUGCAUUCCAUUCCACACACAUGAAGCAUCAGUCUCAGUAGGUAACGGCGUCUGUAGGGUUACACAGUAGUGAAGAAGACAUCCGGUGAUUACGAGACACCCAACAGCCGUCCCCAUGUAUCAGGUGGACUGAGCAGGACCCAGAGCCUCAUCCCGGUGCCUCCACCUCACUCACUGAUACAUGAGAGACUCAAUGACUAGAAUAUCCUGGAAUUUCCCAACAAGAUCAUUCAGCUGCUGACUGGAGAGGUGACUGCUGGGCAGCGGUGCAAGUAUGCGGGUACGCUCGGAUAUGGAGUACCCUUAAGAAUUUUCCAGCGGGAGGGGGAGUAUGUAGAGGAACACAGGGAUCUGUACAAGUACGUGAUGAUGGAGAAUCACCGGCCCCUCACAUCACUGGAUAAGAGGAGACUAUCAUGUAUUGUACAGGGGAGAGCAGAUGGGCCCAGUAACAGAGAUACCCCAGAGAGAAGUCCCCGUCCUCUGUAUUCCCAGGACUGUACAGAGGAGAAUCACAGAAUCCCACAGGAGGAUCAGGUAGAACGUCUGUCUGAUAUUAAAACAGAAGAUAUAGAGGGAGAAGAAGAGACGUAUGUGACUGAUAUAAAGGCAGAAGAUAUACAGGGAGAAGAAGAGACCUUUGUGACUGAUAUAAAGGCAGAAGAUAUACAGGGAGAAGAAGAGACGUAUGUGACUGAUAUAAAGACAGAAGAUAUAGAGGGAGAAGAAGAGAUGUAUGUGAGUGAUAUAAAGGCAGAAGAUAUAGAGGGAGAAGAAGAGACGUAUAUGAGUGGAGAUCAGCAGUGUAAGGAAGAGGAGAUCCCUACAGAUAUCAGCACAGCAGAUGGACACACAAGCAGGAAUAUCUCAGAAGGACAUCUAAUGUUUUCCCCGGAUUGUGACAUAAAAGAUAAUGACAGUAGACAGGAUAUAACCCCAGGAGAUAACCCCAUUACCCCAAUUAUACAUCCAGCUCUAUCAGCUGAUCCCUCCGAUCCUGGGGAAUGUUCUCCUGAUCACUCUGAUAUUGGUGCAUCUGUUACAGCUCUGACAGUAGACACAGUGUUUCCCUGUUCUAAAGAUGCCAACUGUUUUACACAGAAUACAAAGCUUAUUACCCAUCAGUCAGCUAAGGCAGGUGAGAGGCCAUUUCCAUGUUCUGAGUGUGGGAAAUGUUUUACAUACAAAUCAGAACUUGAAAGACAUCAGAGAAGUCACACAGGUGAGAAGCCAUUUUCCUGUUCUGAGUGUGUGAAAUGUUUUACACAUAAAUCACAUCUUGUUACACAUCAGAGAAGUCACACAGGUGAGAGGCCAUUUCCAUGUUCUGAGUGUGUGAAAUGUUUUACACAUAAAUCACAUCUUGUUACACAUCUUAGAAGUCACACAGGUGAGAAACCAUUUUUAUGUUCUGAGUGUGGGAAAUGCUUUUUACAGAAAUCAGAUCUUGUUACACAUCAAAGAAGUCACACAGGUGAGAAACCAUUUUCAUGUCUUGAGUGUGGGAAAUGUUUUUUAAGUAAAGCAAAUCUAGUUUCACAUCAGAGAACUCACACAGGUGAGAAGCCAUUUUCCUGUUCUGAGUGUGUGAAAUGUUUUACACAUAAAUCACAUCUUGUUACACAUCAGAGAAGUCACACAGGUGAGAGGCCAUUUCCAUGUUCUGAGUGUCAGAAAUGUUUUGCACAUAGAUCAGAUCUUGUUGCACAUCAAAGAUGUCACACAGGUGAGAAGCCAUUUCCAUGCUCUGAGUGCGGGAAAUGUUUUCGCCGGAAAUCACAACUUGUUACACAUCAGCGAAGUCACAUAGGUGAGAAACCAUUUUCAUGUUCUGAGUGUGGGAAAUGUUUUACUUGGAAAUCAGCUCUUGUUAGACAUCAAAGAACUCACACAGGUGAGAAACCACUUCCAUGGUCUGAGUGUGAGAAGUAAAUCAGCUUUGUUUCACACAAUAGACAUCAAACAGGUGAGGAACCUUUUUAAACUCAUCAUCACCAUUGCCAUGCAUUUUCUCAAAUUCCUGUCCUAUUUCCUAUGCUUUUUUCAAUAUGCAUGCUGCUACUGGGUGAAACAUUCAGAUGACAUAUCCUGGUCUACCACUGCUAUGCAGAUAACCUGUCUUUCUCUAAUGUCCUAGUGGAUACUGGGGUGGUAUAAGUACCAUGGGGUAUAGAACGAGUCCAUUAGUGUGUACUGGCUCCUCCCCUUUAUGCCCCUUCUAGCAGUCUCCGUUUAGAAAAAUGUGCCCAAGUUGCCGGGUGCAUUCUCUGGAGCUCCAGAGAGUUUUCUUCAAAUUUUAUGUCAGUUUAUUAUUUUCAGGCAACGCUGGUUGGCACUAGUCUGCCUGCGUCGUGGGACUUAGGGGGGGAACCGAACCAACUUAAUAAAGAGUUAAUGGUUCGUAUCCCCUGACAAUGUCUAUAAUAUUUAUCCUAUUUAAAACACUCUAAAAGGUUAGGAGACACAGUACGCAAUUGGCGCAAAAAAUACCGCAAGGGUACGCCCUUAGCGUAGCAGACGCGGUGCACAGGGUGUGAACACAGGCGUUGCAGAUACUUACAGAAUUAAACUAGAAUAACUAUACCUUAAGGAAUGUACUUGUACUGUAAACCUUUGUGCAGUGCUAAUGUGUAGAUGUAAUGCAAUGUAACCUUGUUAGCUUAAAAGUUGUAUGAGCGGCUGUGAUGCUCUGAGAACCCUUUAGCAAUAUAAUAAUCAAUCAAAUACCGGUCUAAGGUUCUAACGCCUUUAAGGAGAGAAUGAACGUUCAAUUGCAAAAGAAUAAACAAUACAAGUUAUACACUACCAAAAUAACAUAGACUCUAACAGGAUUACUACACGUUAAAACACAAUAUUGGCAUAAUCACAUUUAAGGGGAAGGAGAGAGAGAGAGAGAAUGGCUUACAAUAACAAUAAAGACAAUAUGGUUGCAGAGAAACUUACACAUGUGAGAAACAAUCGCUGCGCAGUUAGUCAAUGCUGAGAAUCUUUGUGGAGAGAAUACUUGAGCUUACCCAGGCUGGCUGUCCCUAUAUACACAACACCCAGCAACAACACAAUGGUCCCUACAAUACCGCAUGGGACAGAAGCUAGACUCCAUUUUGGGAAAAACUCCCAUAAUUCCAAAGACUGCAACACAUGGUUCAAAGGGGGAGGAGAAAACACCCAGCAGCAGCCAUCUUCUACAAACCAACUAAUUAUAUUCCACAUUCCAAUCCAACUUCCUAGAACCAUCUUAUUCAAUUUCACAUUCCAAACAAACUCAGUUUAUUGCAUACAGUCCAUGUUAUAUGAACCAUCACAACACCAGAUCACAAUGUAACCACAAGUAUCAGCCUGCCAUUACUACAAGCACAUGACUACAGUAACAAAAGGAAGUAUGUUUUGACUUCAAAUCUUCAGCAAGAUGCAUCAUGUAAAACUACCAUAAUCUGUUAUAAAUCACCAUCCAUAAAUGGAUACCAAGAAUGCUAUGCCACAGAUUGUCCACUGUUCCAAUUCAUCACAGACCUCACAGAGUAUCAACACAAACACCCAACAAUCACACAACUGCACAAGCAUCACUAACCUUAAGCCACUUGUAUCUCCAAACCAACCACUCUAUACCAAUCACUUCACAACUACUCUACCUCAAACACAUAUCUAAACUAUUCUAUGCCAUUAAGCCAUGUGAAUUCUAUACUUAGCCUUCGUAAGGAGGUAAGUCCUAGUGAUGAUCCAGCCAUGCUUCCAGGUGCUUUGUAGCUGUGUGUAGCUACAGUACAUCUGUCCUCUGAGACCACAAGCAACUGCACUGAUCUCUUCUUUAGCCAGGAACUACUUUCCUGUUUGACUAGUUCCUGGGGGAGGGGUCUCUCUUGCACGAUUCAGUUACUAUUCUCUUUGCAUAUGCUGAUCAGGUUCAGCCCUGAAAACUGCUAACAUGGUUGGCUUCAGUUCCCUGUUCACUGUAUCAUUCAUUGUCUCUAACAAAGUGAUUUUAGCUUUUAUACAUAUAAUCAUAUCUCUCCGCUGCAAUGUCCCACAACUUCACAACAAGUAUCAAAUUAAUCUACACACCAAUCUGCUUGUUUUAAUAGUAAACAUGACAGGUGUAUCUUGUUCCGUUCCAAUAAUACACAUUCAUGACAUUAAUUCAUUAAGUAAUUUUAAAUCUCCAUGAUGUCUGGUGCUUGAUAUUAUUAUAAUUAUGUACUGUAUGAAAUAAGUGUCGAAUCUAUCUCUGUGGCAUGUCCGUGUAAAUGCGUGAGUUACCAUAUAUUGCUGUGCUCGCUGCGCAUAUUUGCAAGUAUAGCAACUUAA